AUGGUUCCUAUUUCCUUUCGGGCCUAAUGUAGUUGUGAAUUUCUGUACCCGUCUGCCUAGCAAUAGUUCAGUCACAUGGAUGUGCUCUGGGUUGGAAGAUAAAUAUUACUCUCUUCAAAUUAUCAGAUGACAUCGAAUGGUUGCAUCAUCACGAUUGAUCAUCAGCUGAUCGUAGGUUUACUUUGAAUGAAUAUGCUCACAUAGAUGUUGUGCAAUAACACUUUUACAGCCUUGCCUGCUAGCCUAGAGACAGUCUGAAGGUGAACUGAAAGCAGUUUAAACAUGGAGAAUGAAGACGAGGAUGUGCUCUCGUUGCUGCAUUUGCGGGAACAUCGCAAGGCAUUUGUCAGGAUGGUGUCAUGGGAGAUUGGGAAUAAAUCUCAAGGACUGCAAAACAGGAUGAAGUCCAAAAAUUCUGACUCGGAAACUGAUUCAGAAACUAGUGACAUCGAUAUUGACUGGGACAGUGACAGCAGCGAGGGAGAAUAUUUCUCAGCUGAGGAAACAAUUGAAACUAACAUGGACAAGUUAGUUGCAAACAAUAAAAGCAAAGAAAAGACAGGAAUGGAAGUAUUACUAGAUGAAUCAAGCAUGGAAGUGCAUGUACCUAAGCCUGAGCAUCACAGGGCUCUUAGCAAGAGACAGAAACGCAGGAAGAGGGAGCGCAUACGUGAAGACAUGAUGUUAGCCAUUCCCUUUAGGAAUGUUGAAAACCUUGAUUUUGAUUGUCUGAACUUGGAAGAUGAGUUGGAAGUGCCUGUUCAAAGGAAACUACCAAGUUUGGUGGAGAGGUGUAUGAAGACAUUGUGGAAGUUCAACUUGGUGGGAUCUGGAGGUACAAGUGUUUCACGACAAACUGAUCUUCCUGCGGUGAUGCAGCGUGAAUUGUUUUUGUGGAGAUCAACACAACACAGAGCAACUUCCCAACUGACGUGGCUGUACCGGUUGUUAGGCCACGGAGAGGAAUUCUUAAACAGACCAUAUUCAUGUUACCUGAAAGAGUUAAAACAAGUCUCAGAUAUGGAAGGUGCAAGCGACUUUGUGUUAGAAAGGGCAACUCGCACUGUGUGGAACCAUAAAGUUCUGGGUUAUGAGGAGUCUCAGAACUUGAUGGUGUACAAUGGGACAGAGGCUUCUGCUUGGCUGCCCUAUACCUACAUGAACAAUUCAGAAUAUGGAGCAUUCUGGAAUGAUAACGCAUAUCAGUGGAAAUACCCGACUCAGCUGUUGUCAGGUGUAUCAAGUGUGUUAGAUCUAAUGCUGCCUCAGGGUGGAGUGUUGCCACAUACUGCCAUGGCCAAGUCUGCCAUAUCUACCAAGUCUACCAAAUCUGACAAAUGUGUGAAGUCUACCACAUCUUGCAUGGCGAUUGAAAACAAGAGAACGGUCGCUCACCUGAGGCAGAUCGAGGAAUCUCUGAGCCAAAGGUACCCCCAGGUGGUGAAGUAUGUCGUGAAGGAGGCGGUACCCUACACACUGUGGGCCAGGGGAGAUAUUGGGCUGGCCCUGCAACAUUUCCUCAGCCUGUCUAAACAGGCCUCAGGUUAUCGCCGAGCAAUGUAUCUGAGUGAAGGAGCUCGACUGUGUGCAUUUGUUGGGGAGACAGAGAUGGCGCGAGACUUCUAUAAGGAGUCAGCAGAGGCUUUGAUUGGUAGAGUAAAGGGAGGUAACCAAGAUGAGCAGGAGGUCAAGACACAGAGGUUUCUACUGAUGACAAACUUGUAUGACCAAGGGCCGAUGACAGAAGAGAAGGGAGAGAAGGCAUCCUCCUCAUGGUCAGCAACACUGCAACACACAACGACAGCGCAGCAUUCAACCAUUCUCCGAGCAGUCGAAUCUCACUUUUGCUUUCACUCAGGAACAAACGGAAGACAGGAUGUCGACAUGGUGCGUCAUCUGAGUGAAGGCCUGUGUUGGAUCAAGUCUCUCAGGGGCCAAUGUCCCGCACUACUGCAACAUCAGGUUGUGUUGGAGGCUUGGUUGGGACAGACAACAGAUGCCUACACCUCCCUGAGACGCACUAGAACAGAUGCCAUGUGGUCCUGUGGGGAGGAGGUGAACAUCUUCGUGAUGGCAUGGGUCAAGGCCGUUCCUCCUCCACCCUUGAGGGUGGUAUGGCGGACCCAGCUUGGACACAUGCGACUUGUUUUGGGGCAACAAUGUUAUGAAGCAGAUUUCAUAGCACAAUCAAACCUGCAUCUACAUUUGACAGCAGACGGCUUCCUGUCAGGUGACCUCCAGAUGCUGCUGCCACCAAUCAGGGCCAUUCACCUGGAUCCUUACACAGGUGUUCCUGUGUUCAAGCCUCUGUCUGGAGUUCCUGAACCCUGGCACUCCCUCAACUUCUGCAGUCUGUUUUUUUCAGAGCUCCCCAAAUACAAUGGUGGAUUUGUUGCUCCUACCUUGGUGCAGCUGUACCAAGAUGAAAGCGGAAACUCGGUACAUUUUUCUUGUAAAACUAUUGCCACAGUGGUAACUGAUAUACCUUUGCACAGCUUAACAUUCGUCUGGACCACAGCUGAUGGCAAUCGCCGAAAACUGGACCUUUUCCCAAAACUGAGGAAAAAAGUGAGAGAUGAAAGGGUAUCUUAUCUGGAGUCCACACGGGAUCCUUGUGUCAACCAGUUUGUGGAAGGCAAUGAAGAAUGGGUGUCAAUGAUGACCCAAGCUCUGGACGUCUGCUACAAGAAGUUUUUGCCCAUGGGCAAUGAUACUCUUAGAAGUGUUCACCGGUCUCUGAAGAAAAUCAAGAAAUAUGUGAAAGAGGUGAAGAACUCUAAUAGUGAAAAAAAGAGGAAAGCCAGUGUGAAACUAGAAGACGCCAAGACAGCUUUUCAAAGCCUGUGCUCUGAUAGGUUUGGGGUGGACAUUGUGGAAUACUUGGUGUUUGGGAAAACUCUGUUCCUGUUGCUGACAUGUGACCAUUGCACUGGUGUCGCAGUUAUGUUCGACUGCAGCACCUUGGAAGCCUUCAUGCAUCCCAAGAUUAAAGUAUUUGAAAAUUUUGUUCGAGAACACCAACAGGGGGAAACUAUCAGCAGACAAAGGAAUAACUGUAUCAUCCAUGGCCAAGUGAUGUGGAUUGUACUGGAGUCAACAAGGAAUGACAGAUGCAGGUUGCUCCAUGUGUACGGACAGGGAGGAAGGCUGUUGAUGGAGAAACAGCUCUCCUUGUCGGAGAAGAUACAGACACCAAUAGUUCAUGGCACAAUGUUGUAUGGCAUAUCUCCUGACAGGCACAGCGUGUUGUGUGAUCAGCUGACUGGCGAUGAUCCAAUCACAGGCUGUCUGGUUGAUUGGUACAUCGUUGACCUGCUGGUGCUGCCAUCUGUUUUGCUUGUACAUUCACGGGGUGGUCUCCAUAUCCUGUGUCCCAGCUCCCUGCAGCUGAAACUCAUCAAGGUAACUUCCAACAGGUUCUCUCUGGCCGUGAGUUCUGACCAGAAAAUGAUAGAAGCCCCCAAUUUGGGCAGAGUUCAGAUCAUAGGGGAGACCGCAUUGUCAGACACAGGGGAUGAUGGCAACAGUCGGUUUCUAACUGCUGUUGCAGCUGACAACCACCUCCUCCUGUUCCAAGGUCAGGAAGCUGAGGUCUGUCAGUGUAUCGCGGUGCCUGGACAUGCUAAAGAUUUCUGUUGGGUGCAUAAUAAAGUUGGGUUCCUUGUGUCUGUGUCGAUCCAAGACUCACGCCAGGCCAACUAUAGAGAGACUCUGUACCACUACAACAACCACGGAGACCUCCUCGCGGUCCUGCCAUUCCUGGGACCAGGGCCUAGGAACAUGUUCCCUGCUCUGCUGCCAGGAACCCAGAAAGACGCAGUUCAUGACCCGUUGCUACGGAAACGAGGAUGGUAUGUGUUCCUUCGAGAUGGCCAUGAAGGAAUGAUGGGAAUCAAACUUUGUGACAUUUGAAAUUAAAUAAAUCGAAUCAAAGUACA
Haliotis rubra (blacklip abalone) is the source of this 3938-nucleotide messenger RNA. RefSeq lists its product as uncharacterized. The coding region runs from base 283 to 3912 and encodes 1209 amino acids. Lineage: Eukaryota; Metazoa; Mollusca; Gastropoda; Lepetellida; Haliotidae. The transcript has 18 exons. The record is from RefSeq and is a predicted model, not a curated record.